Molecule: messenger RNA, 2161 nt
Organism: Alligator mississippiensis (American alligator)
Lineage: Eukaryota; Metazoa; Chordata; Crocodylia; Alligatoridae
Gene: CFAP210
Product: cilia and flagella associated protein 210
Exons: 8
Coding region: 37-1665 (542 amino acids)
Source: RefSeq, a predicted model, not a curated record
GGUUGCCCCGGUAACGGGCGCGCGUCGGGCUGAGACAUGGACGGCGCCGCGGGGCGGCGGGGGCCGGGGCCGGGCCCCCCCGCCACCAUGCCGGCUGCAGCCCCGGGGGCGGCGGAGCUGCGGCAGGUGUUGGUGCUGCCGCGCGCCGAGUGGGACCGGAUCCGGGACAGCGUGGGCCGCGCCGACAGGGAGGCCGCGCAGGCCCUGGCCGAGAGGAGGGAGCGCAGGGCCCUUCACGAGCGGUCCCGGGCCCUCACCGAGCACUGGCCCAACACCGUGGCGGGCCUGGCACAGAAGAACCUUGAAGCCAGAAAGUUGCGUGAAGAAAGGGAAGAGGAAGAAAAAAAACAGCUGGAUUUGGAAGAAGCGCAGUUCCAAGCAGCAAUGAGAAGAGAGGCCAUUGAAGCAGCAAAAAUAUAUCAGUAUUAUCAGACUGACAGAGUGAAAGGGUUACAUCAAGCACUUCUACUUACUGAGGUUCUAAGGGAAAGGGAAGCUCAGAUUGAAUUUAAAAAGAAAAAAACAGACAUUAACAAAAAAAGAGAAGAAGAAAUGGAACAUGAGCGUGAGAAAGCAAUCCUUAAAGAACAAGAAAAGGCACAUGAAUGCCACAUGAAACGACAGGCACUUUGCAGAGACCAGCUGGAACAAAUAAAGGAACAUAAACACCAGGCAGAAUUAGCUAAGCUUGAGGCAAAAAGAGAAGCUAAAGGAAUUCAAAGACUUACCAGGUUAUACGAGUUGGAUGUUCUGAGAGAAAAGGAAAAGAAGGAGAAAGAAAAACUUGAACACAAGAGGACUCAUCUUGAGUACAUUGCUGACCAACAUGUUCUUAAAGCUGUAAAGGAGCAAAAAGAAGAGGAGGAAAAUGAUAAAAUUAGAGCUCACUUCAAAGCAAAACAAACUUUGGCCAAGUUGAGACGAGAAAAAGAAGCUGAAAUGAACAGGCUAAUGCAGGAACGUCAGGAUAAUAUUAUUAACUGUCUGGCUGCACAGAUGAAACAGACAUUUCAGGAGGAAGAUGAACGUGUUGCUAGAGCUGUUGCAGAGAAAGAAGCUGCGUGGGAAGAAGAACUCAAAGAAAAAGAGGAAAAACACACAGCCGAAUUGAAAUCAAUUGCAGAGUACAGAGCAACUGUCAUGAAAGUGAAAAAAGAAAAAGAACAAGAGGAGAGAUUAGAAGCUAAGAAAAAGCUUCAGGAAUUAACAGAAGCAGAUCGCAUCUAUCUAGAAAUGGAAAAAGAAAAGAAACAAAGACAACACAAUGAAAACAUAAAAACAAAAGAAUUUCAAAUCCAGCAAAUGGCUGAAAGACGGGCAAAAAGAGAGCAGGAAAAGCAAAAAGAACUGGAUUAUGAUGCUCAGAGAGAAAUUAUUGCAAUUUACAAGGAGCAGGAAUUUCAAGAAUAUGCAAAGCAAGUCAUUGAAUCAGAAUCCAAAAUAGCACAAAAUCUUUAUCCUCUUCUCAAAGCAGCCAAGGAAAGAACUGCCAGGGGCCAUGGACCAAUUUACAGAGAAAGAGGAAGAAUAAGACCUAGUUAUCAAACAAAGGAUGUCAGUGGAACUCAGCUACCUUCUUGUAGCUCUAACACCGCUCAAGAAAUUAAAGCACUACCUGACAAUGAUCCUAUACAAACAACUAAAGCAAGGCCAGGUUUUACAUAGAAAAAUACCCUUUUGAACCUUAAAAACUUCAAUAAAUCUUCAAGAGAUUUACACUGUAAAAAUGAUAUUAAAGAACUACAGGCUUGCAGUGGGAAUGGACAUAUGAACAAAGUACAGGAAACUGAAAGGUACAGAAACUUACUGUACAUCUGUAAUAAACUUUUUGUAUGCAUACAUUUACUCCACAAUAAGUGAAAGUUAACCACAGUAGUUGAUUAAUACAAACAGAGCUAAACUACUGCAGCUUAACUUUCACUUGUUAUGGAUAAAAAUGUACAGUACUGCAGAGUAGCUGAUGUGAAGUAAAUCCAUGCACCCUUUUUAUCUAACUUGUUUGUUUGCCCAUACUCCAUGGAAAAGUAAUUACUGAACUAAGUGUAAGGUCAUAAACAAAACAAUUUGUAUUUUACAAAUGUAUUUUAAACCAGAUAUGCAAACAUAAUGAUGAAUAACUACUGUAAAACUUUAUUCAUAUAUAAAAUAUGUAUUUAGAAUA